AUGCACAAACUCUUCCCUGGCAGCGGCUUCUUCGAUUUCGAGGCCAUUCGCAUCCUCGGUACCACAGUUUAUGGCGGGGCUGAUGUCGCAGAAGUCCUCGAGGCAGUUGGAGAAAUCAAGCCAGGAGACCCCGUGUCCUGGGAAAGGGCCUGGCGAACGCAGGCGUUGCGGGCCGAAGAGCUUGCAGAUGAAGCCCACCGCCACGGCGAUCGCGAUGCAGCCAGACGGGGUUACCUCCGCGCGGCAAACUACACUCGUGCCAGCGGAUACAUGUAUGUGUCUACCUCAACGGGUAAUGGAGAGUCUCUUGCCCAGGACGCAUGCUCCGUCGCGGAAAAAGUUCGCACAUUAUUUCGCAAGGCCUUGCCGCUGAUGGACGGGCAGGUACAUCGCCUAUCUAUACCGUACGAUGAGUAUCACUUGCCAGGAUACUUAUAUCUUCCACCCGUCGACCGAAAGAUAAAGGGGAGGAAGACGCCGAUCCUCGUCAAUUGUGGCGGGGCUGAUUCCUGUCAGGAAGAACUUUACUUUCUCAAUCCUGCCGCAGGGCCCGGAAUGGGAUAUGCCGUCCUGACCUUUGACGGGCCCGGCCAGGGUCUGAUGCUCAAGCAGUACGAGGUCACCAUGCGGCCGGAUUGGGAGACGGUAGUCGCCCAAGUCAUCGACUACUUGGUCAAAUUCAGUUCUCAACACCCCGAGUUGGAUUUAGACUUGGACAGCAUCGCUGUUUCAGGUGCAUCCAUGGGCGGCUACUUCGCCCUUCGGGCAGCGGCAGAGCCCAGGGUCAAGGCAUGCAUAUCCAUCGAUCCUUUCUACGACAUGUGGGAUUUUGGAACGGCUCAUGUGUCCCCGAUUUUCAUAUCGGCCUGGACAAAGGGCUGGAUAGGCCACGGCUUUGUAGACCGGAUGAUAGGGUGGCUGUCUGCUGUUUCUUUCCAGCUAAAGUGUGAGAUAUCCAUCACCAGUACGUUGUUUGGCUUGUCUUCACCGGCAGGGAUCCUCCAGCACAUAAAGAAGUAUACCUUCGCCAGCGGCAGCGAGGACGGGACGAGCUUUCUCUCCCACGUGACCUGCCCAGUUCUCGUCUCUGGAGCUGGAAAGUCUCUAUAUAUGGACGUAGAUAAUCACACUAGGCGUUGCUUUGAGGCUUUAACCAAUGUGCCUCCACAGAAUAAGGAGAUAUGGGUGCCUGAGAGCGAUGGCCAAGGGAGUCUUCAGGCCAAGAUGGGGGCUUUGGCCUUGUGCAACCAACGAACAUACCAGUUUCUGGACAAGGCAUUCGGCAUAAUUAGAGAUCCGUUAUUGUAA
Messenger RNA from Metarhizium brunneum ARSEF 3297, 1308 nucleotides. It is a transcript of the gene ccsE, whose product is annotated as Hydrolyase ccsE. Lineage: Eukaryota; Fungi; Ascomycota; Sordariomycetes; Hypocreales; Clavicipitaceae. The record is from RefSeq and is a predicted model, not a curated record.